AUGGUUUCUGAGGCCCCCCAGGAUUUGCCCGUGCGCCCUGCCGCCGAGGCUCAGGGCAAAUCGGCCGCCGCUGCCCCGCCAAACGAUGCCAAAGCGAAAAAGGCCCCCGCCCCCGAUGUCCUACCCGAGUGGAUGAUUGAGCGCAACAAGCUCUUCGAAGAGCUAUGGCAGCAACACCUUGAGGAGACCAAGACUCGUGAUCACCCCGAGAUCAAUGCCUACGAGACCACCCCUGGAUCCUUCCUGCGCGACGUGCCAAAGGAUGUGAGCGCCAAUAUUGUGAUUGCGAAGGUCAAUGGCGAGCUAUGGGACCUCAACCGCCCUCUUGAGGGUGACUGCAGCGUUCUGCUGGUCCCUUUUAGCAACCCUGAGGCUCGGGAGGUGUUCUGGCACUCUAGCGCCCACUGUCUUGGUGAAGCUUGCGAGUGUGAAUAUGGUUGUUUCCUGUCACACGGACCACCAACUCCGCAGGGCUUCUUCUAUGAUAUGGCCAUGCCUGAAGGGCGUGUUGUCCGAGAAUCUGACUGGCCGGCGCUUGAUAAGCGCACCCAGGGCGUUUUCAAAGAGAAGCAGAGCUUUGACCGAUUGGAGGUCUCCAAGGAAAAUCUUCGGAAGAUGUUCUCCUACAGCAAGUAUAAGCUGCACUACAUUGAUAAACUAGUGACUGGUGAGAAAAGCACAGUCUACCGUUGCGGUUCCCUCGUCGAUCUGUGUCGCGGUCCUCACAUUCAGAACACCGGCAAGAUCAAGACCUUUAAGAUCAUGCAGAACUCGUCCGCCUAUUUCCUGGGUGACCAGUCCAACGACUCCCUCCAACGUAUUCGUGGUGUCGCAUUCCCGGAUAAGAAGUUAAUGGCCGAGCACUUGAAGUUCCUUGAGGAGGCAGAGAAGCGAAACCACUUGAGAAUCGGCAAGGAGCAGGAGCUUUUCUUCUUUGAUGACGUCUCUCCGGGAUGUCCUUUCCUUUUGCCUCAUGGAACGAUCAUCUUCAACGCCAUUCAGACUUUACUUCGGUCCGAAUACCGUAAGCGUGGAUACCAAGAGGUCCAGACCCCUAACAUGUAUGAUGUGGGCAUCUGGAAAACUUCCGGUCACUGGGCUCAUUACAAGGAUGACAUGUUCAAGCUUGAUGUUGAGAAGCGCGAUUGGGCUGUCCCGGUCACUUCAUCUUAUUUUCCCACAGAGACCGAAGCUGGAGAGAGCUACCCUAUCGUGUCGCAGAUUUCGGGCACUGUCCUGCACCGUAACGAGGCCUCGGGAGCCUUGAGUGGUCUGACCCGCGUGCGCAAGUUCCAGCAGGAUGACACCCACAUUUUCUGUGCCCAGGACCAGAUCAUGUCUGAGAUUGAGGGUCUGUUUGACUUCCUGCAAUCUAUUUAUGGUCUCUUUGGCUUCACCUUCAAGUUGAAGCUGUCUACACGCCCCGAAAAGUACCUGGGCUCGCUUGAUACCUGGGACUAUGCUGAGGAGCAGCUCAAAAAGGCCAUGACCAAGUUCAAGGGUGAUGACUGGACCAUCGAUGAGGGUGAUGGUGCCUUCUAUGGCCCCAAGAUCGACAUUACUAUCGCUGAUGCUCUGCAACGUCCAUAUCAGUGUGCUACUAUACAAUUGGACUAUCAAGCUCCGAUCAACUUUAACUUGCAGUACGCCACCAAUGAGAAGGGUGAGAAGCAGAUGACCAAGGAGCCGAAGGAGGGUGAGGAGGGCCAGAGCAAGACCAACACCAAUGAGCUGCCGGCUGGCCGUGCCCGCCCCGUUGUCAUUCACCGUGCCAUCAUUGGUAGCUUUGAACGAUUCCUAGGCAUUUUGAUUGAGCACUUCGGCGGAAGGUGGCCCUUCUGGCUCAGUCCUCGCCAGGUUAUGAUUGUGCCCGUCAUGCCCGCUCUGAACGAGUAUGCCGAGGAGCUGCAGGAGAUUCUGCGUGGCGACAAGCUGAAUGUCGACAUUGACAUCAGUGGCAACACAUUGCCCAAGAAAAUCCGGACCGCUCAGUUGGCUAUGUACAACUUCAUCUUUGUUGUGGGUGCACAGGAGAAAGAAGGACGCACUGUGAACGUUCGCAACCGUGAUGAUCCUGCCAGUCAGAAGCAAGGUGUCAUGGUCCCUCUGGAUGAGGUGCGAACCAAGCUCCGAGCAUUGCGCAAGGAGCGUCGGUUGGAAAACGCUCUGUAA
Messenger RNA from Penicillium pulvis, 2172 nucleotides. Its product is annotated as threonine--tRNA ligase THS1. Gene Ontology annotation, biological process: threonyl-tRNA aminoacylation. The record is from RefSeq and is a predicted model, not a curated record. Gene Ontology annotation, cellular component: cytoplasm. The coding region runs from base 1 to 2172 and encodes 723 amino acids. Gene Ontology annotation, molecular function: threonine-tRNA ligase activity; ATP binding. The transcript is spliced from 6 exons. Lineage: Eukaryota; Fungi; Ascomycota; Eurotiomycetes; Eurotiales; Aspergillaceae.